AUGGACAUCGACACAGCAACGCAGGAAACGUCGCUGACUGACCCAGAUUUGACCUUGCCAGCCGACGCCCGGGUCAUUGUCGACCGAAAGGCACUAACAACCGAUGCUCUUGCUUUGUUUGAACCUGAUCCAAAGGAGUGCACAUCGUUCAGUGAGAGGAAUGGAGAAAUGUGCAAGCGCGCACUCCGCCGUAUCCCACGGUUCUUCCUUGGACUAUUUCCAUGCAUAGCGUGGAUCAAAAGCUACAACGUGAGGACGUUCCUCGUUCCCGACGUCCUCGCAGGGCUUUCGGUAGCUGUGCUUCACGUGCCACAAGGUCUUGUGUGUGCCAUCAUAGCCGGAGUGGAUCCAGUUCUGGGCCUGUACAGUUCACUUUACCCUGGCUUGAUCUACGCUAUUAUGGGGACUUCGCCUUAUGUAUCUAUAGGCGUGUUUCCUGUAACAGCACUCAUGACUGGUGUGGCGGUCCAAAAAUACGGCUUCAUCUCUGACAACGCGACGGCCCUUGCUGACGAUGGAGCCCAGCUAUCCAUUGAACAGUCGAGAAACGGUGUAGCCACCACGAUUGCAUUCAUGAGCGGGCUUAUUCAGGUAGCCUUGUGGCUAUUGCCAUUAGACCGGUUGGCGGCCAUCAUAUCACCUGUAAUGGCCGAAGGCUUUCUCACGGCCACCGCAGUCAUGGUCAUCGUCAGCCAGCUGCCGGCGGUCUUCGGAAGCGGUGCCCAAACUAGCAAAGGGCUUUUCGGUACUCCACUGACCAUCUACUACGUGGCGAAGAGUAUACCACACAGUACCCCGGCCACCUUACUGCUCUCACUGGCCGCAUUUGGGCUACUCAUAGUCUUGAAGGGAGUCAUUGCUCGCCAAAUGAGGCUUUUCACAGUGGUCCCUCUCCCAUCAGACCUCAUUUUGGUCGCUGUGGCCACGGCAGCUUCUCAUUUCCUAGAGCUCGACGUCAAGCACGGGGUGAAAGUUGUUGGGCAUAUUACCUCAAGGUUUCCGAAACCAACGCUGCCACCUUUCGAGAAUUGGCCAUCGCUUCUACCCGACUCUGCGGCAAUCGCCAUCGUGCAGUUUGUAUCCACUUUUUCCAUAGCGAAACUGUUCGGCCAAAAGCAGCGCGUCAAGGCGAAUGCAAGUCAGGAGAUGCUGGCAUACGGUAUGAGCAACGUAGUCGGUUCAUUCUUCUCGUGCAUACCCGCAGGCUCGGCAUUGGCGAGAUCUGUUGUUCUCAGAGAAGUCGGUGUGAAUACUCAGGUGUGUGGUCUUGUCUCAUGCGCAUUCGUGGCUGUCACGCUCUAUUCUAUUGCACCAAUAUUUCGGCCCCUGCCAGAGUGUGUCCUUGGCACGGUAAUUAUUGUAGUCCUGCUUCCAAUGCUGAGCACGCUGAGAAAUUUGCCAAAGCUCUGGGUCAUCAGCCGAUUUGAUUUUACGAGAAAGUGCGUCAACUCCUUCAGCACGAACAGCUCGGUGAGCGCAAGCCAUCACACCUUCUGGGUUGUAUGCGUGCCCCUGCGGGCAGUACGCCGGUUGACGACUCCCUCCUCCGAAUAUUCUGCCUUCAGAGUCUACCCUCACACGCACAGGAUUCUCCAAGUUCACCCGAAUAUGCCGCUGGACCAGCUCGCCGAAAUCACGGACCAAGUCGUCAAAGUCUUUCUACCAUCGCCACCUCUCUCCGUCCAUGCCGUCGGCACCACAAAGCCCACGCCUGAGCUCGCGAGCCGUGUAAUCGAAAUCGCCCAGUUUCCCGACCUGACUCGUCCUAGCGAGCGUCCCCGAGAGGUGCGCCACUCAACCGUGCACUCAUUCGUGCUACUCCCAGCCCCCCGGGCUCUUGCCGCGCCGGUCGGCCAGCUCCGGACCGCCUGCGCAUCGCCCGAGCCGAGUUUGCAAGCCUGCUCCACGAAGGAAUUGCCCGCCGCUCGGAGGGACCUUACGCCUCCCCGCUUCACCUGGUACCAAAGAAGACUGAUGGCUGAAGACCCUGAGGAUAUUAUCGCACCCUCAAUGCCUGCACCAUCCCCGACAGAUUGCGAGUUCGGUGCUCUUCGAGAGGAGUUCCUGCGCGACCACCCCAUGGUUGGAAUCAAAGGCAAGCAGAUAACUGCUAGGUUACAGCUCGACGCCGACCUCACGCUACGAAAGGCUCUCGAUUCCGACCACCAGAUCGAGCAUCCUUUUGGGAAAUUCUACUUUGUGAAGAAUCAAGGAAACUCACCACCUUCGCCUCACCUUUUGGGCGCUGUAUUAAUGUUUGGAGUUGCGUCAACUCCUGAACACUUCCAGAAGGAGAUAGCGUACAUUUUGGAAGGCUUCACACGAGUUGUGUGUCACAUGGACGACAUCCUCAUCUGGGGUUCCAACAGCCAUAGAUACAAUGAGACACUCCGAAACGUGCUGCAGCUGACACCCCAAUUGCCAGAUCGAGACAGCCUUCAGAACUUCGGGGAAAAGUAUCCAAAACGCCAACGGAAAGACUUCGACAGUCGUUACAGAGUCCGCAACUUGCCGGACCUUCUCUAUGUAGAUUUCGUGUGGAUGACAGACCUGAAGAGCAAAGGGACAGUCCAAGCCACAGCCAAUGAGCAUCGAUCUUACUGUGUCAGCACCGACAUGGUUGCUAGAGACACUGUGACACUAUACCGCUUUGGCAGUCCGCUGUGCUUCGCAACGCAACAUAACAUCGUGGCUGACUUCGAGGAACUCUUCAAGGAUGAAAAGCGUCCAAGCGUCAAGGUUACAAGCAAGCUGGACAACAUGGAAGCCUGCAGGGAUGCUGUGGCUACAAAGGCGGUAGUCAUGGACUGCUCCGCCAUAAGCUUUAUUGAUUCUUCCGGUGUUCACGCACUCGAUCAUGUUUUGGACAUUUGUAAACAAAACAAGUGCAUCCUGUAUUUGGCUUCACUUCAAGAUUCCACCUUACGAAUCAUAAGGACACAGGAAGCCCUGUUGCAGAAAAUUGGUGUCGACCACAUCACGCCUACAAUACAAGAUGCCGUCGCUUUGACUAAUAACGACUUACCUGCAAGACUAUUCGGAAGCCACAUACGAACGCAUCUUUGAUAGUAGCAUAACGCUGUCUCUAUUGUUUA
Molecule: messenger RNA, 3095 nt
Organism: Rhipicephalus sanguineus (brown dog tick)
Lineage: Eukaryota; Metazoa; Arthropoda; Arachnida; Ixodida; Ixodidae
Exons: 20
Coding region: 1-3066 (1021 amino acids)
Biological process (GO): transmembrane transport
Cellular component (GO): membrane
Molecular function (GO): chloride transmembrane transporter activity; secondary active sulfate transmembrane transporter activity; oxalate transmembrane transporter activity
Source: RefSeq, a predicted model, not a curated record